Myxocyprinus asiaticus (Chinese sucker) is the source of this 2416-nucleotide messenger RNA. It is a transcript of the gene gulp1a, whose product is annotated as GULP PTB domain containing engulfment adaptor 1a. The transcript has 14 exons. The record is from RefSeq and is a predicted model, not a curated record. NCBI's taxonomy places the organism in Eukaryota, Metazoa, Chordata, Actinopteri, Cypriniformes, Catostomidae. The coding region runs from base 516 to 1643 and encodes 375 amino acids.
GCGGUGGCAUUUAACGGGAGUGGGCUGACGUCACUUAACUUUUCCAGUGGCGUGUGUGUGUGUAUGUGUGGAUGAUGAGAGAGUGAGAGUGUGGAAGACAGUCCACUCAGGACGGGCGAAGGAUUCAUGUUUUUUCGGUGAGUGAAUCGAGCGCUUGGAGAGUAAACGCUUUGAGUCAGUACUGUAAAGAGCGUGGAUUGUUUUCGUACAUCGCUUUUCUGUCGAAAGAAACUUCAAGUCCUGAAAAUCAUGCCCAAUCUUACCUAGUGCACCAAGAAGGACUGCCACUGAUGCCCUUGCCCCCUCCAAAAAUAUAGGUGCAUGGUACCCCUGCACUUCUAUAAAAAAUAUCAGAGUGCCAAGAUAAAGGAUAAUCAAGACUUUCAAGACAAUGGAGGUUUAUUCUUAUCUGAUGGAUUCUGCUGGCAGAGGAACCCAUCUUAGGUGAAAUGCUGAAAUUCAGGUAGAGGUGGCACAUUCCAGGAAAUCACAGCUGAGACAGAGCGUUUUCAAGUAUGAACAAGGCAUUUAACAGGAAAAAAGAUAAAUCAUGGAUGCACACUCCAGAAGCACUGGCUAAGCAUUUUAUAGCAUACAAUGCCAAGUUUCUGGGGAAUACAGAGGUUGAUCAACCCAAAGGUACAGAAAUUGUGAAAGAUGCAGUGAGAAAGCUCAAGUUUCAGAGACACAUUAAGAAGUCAGAGGGACAGAAGAUCCCAAAAGUGGAAUUACAAAUCUCCAUCUAUGGCGUGAAAAUAUUAGAUCCUAAAUCAAAAGAAGUACAAUACAACUGUCAGUUGCACCGGAUAUCCUUCUGUGCAGAUGAUAAAACGGAUAAAAGGAUAUUCACGUUCAUUUGUAAAGAUUCAGAGUCCAACAAGCAUCUCUGUUAUGUGUUUGACAGUGAAAAAUGUGCAGAGGAGAUAACUUUGACCAUCGGCCAAGCGUUUGACUUGGCAUACAAGAAGUUUCUGGAGUCUGGGGGAAAAGACGUAGAGACGAGGAAACAGAUAGGAGGCCUGCAGAAAAAAAUUCAAGAUCUUGAAGCUGAAAAUUCAGAGUUGAAGAAGCAGUUACAAGUCUUAGAGGAGCAACUAAUGAUUGCUCAAGUUCCUCCUCUUCUUCAUAUCAACUCUUCUAAUGAAGCGUAUAUGCUUCAGAGACCCUCCUCUCUCUUCUGGUGUCACAAUGUGACAUCGUUCUCUUGUCUCGAAAUCUCUUCUGUUACAUUAACGCCAAUGAGCUCACCUGACUCUAACCUUUCUACUGGUCUUCUGACUCCUCCGCCUGCUAAACCAGCUCUUUCAAUGCCUCCCAGCGGAGACAGCAUUACUCACCCUCCUGGCAACAGCAUGUCCUCAAAGACCUCCACGGACGUAUUUGACAUGGUUCCAUUUUCUCAAAUGACCCCACUGGUUCCAUUACCAGCAAGUAAUGGCUCAGCCCUUCCACCCCCAGCGAGGCCUACAGAGAUUAGAAGAGACCUGUUCGGUGCAGAGCCAUUUGACCCUUUCACUUGUGGGUCAGCUGACUUCCCCCCCGACAUCCAGUCCAAGCUGGAUGAGAUGCAGGAGGGGUUCAAAAUGGGACUAACAGUAGAGGGCACAGUCUUUUCCCUUGAUCCACUAGACGGUCGCUGCUGAUGUCAAGAAGACAUUCUUGUCACAUUCAUGUUAAACCAUUUGUAUUAAAGUACCAAACUCGGGUUUACAGUCAAGAUGUCAAUGUCUUAUCUUGCGUUUUUUAUGUAUUUGCAUUUGAAUUUGGUUUACAAAAGGUAUAUUGAAAAAUAAGCAGUAGAUCACUAUUUUUGUAAGAACUAAAAAACUGAAACUAAAAUAGUAAUGAAGUUUUAACACCCUUUGCUUUUACAGGCAAUGAAUGAUGUAGAAAGUAUGUCCAAUUGCACACUAACAAGUUUCACAACUGUUAUCAAACUACACAUACAAACAGCAUCCUUUUAAAUGUAAUGCUACAACUCAUAAAAAUGUCUCUAAUGUUAUUGAUAUCUUCUUUUACAUUAUUUUAUAUAUAUUGUUUUAACAUUUAAUGCAUUACCAUACGUAAUAGAUGGGGUAAACAACUCGCUCCUUUUGUGUGUAUAUAUAUAUAUAUAUAUAUAUAUAUAUAUAUAUAUAUAUAUAACAGAUCACGUAAAACUAUGAUAUUGUUUUUGUUUAUUGCAAUGGAUUCAUGAAAAUGCAGUAUUUUUAAUCUAAACAGCAGUGCCAUAAAUGGCAGGAUUGGAAUAUUUCCACAUUAACUUGUAUUGCAGAUUAAUUUUAUUUUAUCUAUUUCAUCCGCUUGCACAAGGAAGCACUUUGUAAGAGCUUUGUUCAUGUAUUAUUGUUAAGUUACUUUGUAAGCAUUAUUUUAGCCUUUGCUGUUGUAGUCAUUAAAAGGAAACGGUACAGAU